This is a messenger RNA of Cyclopterus lumpus (lumpfish), 2676 nucleotides long. Its product is annotated as receptor-interacting serine/threonine-protein kinase 2-like. Gene Ontology annotation, biological process: protein phosphorylation; regulation of apoptotic process; positive regulation of canonical NF-kappaB signal transduction. The record is from RefSeq and is a predicted model, not a curated record. Gene Ontology annotation, molecular function: ATP binding; JUN kinase kinase kinase activity. Bases 510 to 2246 code for a protein of 578 amino acids. NCBI's taxonomy places the organism in Eukaryota, Metazoa, Chordata, Actinopteri, Perciformes, Cyclopteridae. The transcript has 11 exons.
AGUUCAGGCGGGUUCUUUAGUUUCCAACGAAAGUGAAACCAAAAAAAGGCCGUGUGCUCAGAGGGCUGUCCCACGACUAAAUAAAACCCAGAUCGGCUCUGUGAAUCUCUCGACUCUUGGCUUUGAGCCUGAACGCAUCUCGCAAAUACCCGGAAGCGUGUCGACAUCACCAACAACAAACACACCUGCGCCACCUGACAGCCCGCCGCUGUCGUUUCUCCGUGACUCCGUCUGUGACAGCCGGUUGGAGGCGGUCCCGGCGGCCUCGCACGAACACGCGGACAAUUGAAGACGUAGUCGUCGGCUGCUCUUCGUCUCGCUCCAUCUCACGGGGGACACCAUUGAUCGGUCGCGUCCUGUUCUCCUCUCGCUACAUCCACGUUAGCUUAGCGGGCUCGCUGGCAAUGCGUGCGGCUUGAGGAGCUCUUCCUCUUCGCCAGUUCCGCUUUCACAGGCUGACCCACUGGAGGAUACAUCCUCAGACACGUUCCCUAAACUCACGAGCUGCCAUGGAGCCGUGCGCGGCUGUGGGCUGUGUGAACAUCGGCAGCCUGACCAGCACCUUGCCGGUGAUCCCGUACCAGAAGCUGACGGACCUGUACUACCUGAGCAGAGGGGGCUUCGGCACCGUGUUCAAGGCGCAGCACUCGGACUGGAGGACCACGGUGGCCAUCAAGUGCCUGAAGCUCGACUGUCCCGUUGGAGAAAGAGAGAGGAACUGCCUGCUUAAGGAGGCCGAGGUGCUCCACAAAGCCCGGUUCAACUACAUAAUCCAGAUCUUUGGUAUCUGCAACGAGCCAGAGUUCUUCUGCUUAGUCACCGAGUUUAUGAGCAAUGGCUCUCUGGACCUGUUGCUCCACGAGAAGGACAUGUACCCCGAGCUUGCCUGGCCUCUGCGACUGAGGAUCCUUUAUGAGAUUGCCUUAGGGGUUAACUUUCUUCACAACAUGAACCCACCCCUGUUGCAUCACGACCUGAAGACGCAGAACAUACUGUUGGGUGAAGAAUUUCACGUUAAGAUUGCUGACUUUGGCCUUUCAAAGUGGCGGCAGCUGUCCGUCAGUAAAGGCUCGGGGUCCAAGCCCACAGAGAUGGCGGGGGGCACAGUGAUCUACAUGCCCCCUGAGAAGUACGAACCAUCCAAGAGCCGUCGGGCCGAUGUGAAGCACGACAUGUACAGCUACGCCAUCAUUAUGUGGGAAGUCCUGUCCAGGCAGAUUCCAUUUGAAGAGGUGACCAACCCAAUGCAGAUCAUGUUCAGUGUGCUACGUGGGAUGCGUCCUGACACGACUCUGGACAGUCUGCCCUCUGACAUCCCCAGCAGAGAAACCCUCAUCAGUUUAAUGACCUGCGGCUGGACCACUAACCCUGAUGAACGACCUUCCUUCCUCAAGUGUCUGAUUGAACUAGAGCCCAUGGUGAGGAAGUUUGACGAAAUUGACUUUCUGGAGGCCGUGUUGGAGAUCAAGAGGUCAAAGAGGAUGCAGAGAUCCGACUGUUGUUCAGCCCAGUCAGUGAGUGAGAAGAGGAGUGAGGAUGGACCCCUGAACGUGCAGAAGGACAGGCAGAGCCCCUGGCCGGAGAGCUCCACCUCAGGCUCGGGCUCUUUUUCCUCCCAGGACACAGAUAUAUCUCUACCAGGCGCCCUUACCAGCAGCAAUGCUGCACCUUCCAAAGCAGAGAGGCUUCCGUCGUCAUUUUUAUGUCAUACACUGGAGCCUCCUGAGUCUUUGAAGGACUACUCCAUAGGCAACAAUCUGAACAGCGACGACGACAUCAAUGAUUUGAGGCCAUCAGACCCGCAUGUCACUGAAUAUGAGACGAAGCUGGUGAACCUCACCCUCAAGACUCAGCCUCAGCAACAAGAAUACUCUCCCCCAUUGCGGCACUCCCCUCCCUUACAAGGCCCGAUGGCCCAGUGGAUCGCGACACGCCGCGAGGAGAUCGUCUCCCAGAUGACGGAGGCCUGUCUGAACCAGUGCUUGGAUGCCCUGCUGGCCAAAACCAUGCUGAUGCGGGAGGAUUAUGAGCUGGUGGUGACCCAGACCACACGCACCGCCAAGGUGCGCCAGCUGCUGGACAACUGUCAUCGACACUGCGAAGACUUCUGCCGCAUUGUCGUCCGCAAGCUGCGUGACAACAAGCAGAUGGGCCUGCAGCCGUACCCGCCUGAAUUGAGCUCCCCCACCCUCGUCCCCUGCGCGCCACCGCUAUCCAUGUCCUUCAAUAUCCCCAGGAAUGUGUAGCAACAGUGAAAGCUAAACAAUGGAAACAAUCCAGAUUAUAGACUGGGCCGACUUUACACUACACACAACUACCGCUUUCGGUAAGAUGGUUCCCGUCAGUCGUACCCUCAAAGAGGAACUGAAGGCUGGGUCAGCAAAAAGAGUCACAGGUACAAAACUAAGCCACUUCCUGAGAAGGGUUUCCACUCACGAGAUCAAAUGUUUUAUUCUGUGCAAUCAGAAUCAAAAGAUUUUUAAGGGAUCAGUAUUUAACAAUGUUAAUGAGGUUAUUUAUUUGUGUGUGUGUGUGUGUGUGUGUGUGUGUGUGUGUGUGUGUGUGUGUGUGUGUGUGUGUGUGUGUCUCACACUCAGCUGAUCUAAGUAAGUGACAGAAGGACUGUUAAUAUGCUGGAAAACCUACAGCAAAAAAAACCUACAGCAAAAAAAAAAA